GCAUACACUUGCAAUAAAAAGGGUGUUUUUGGUACAACUAGUCAUAAAAACAGAACACUUCUCAGUCGACUUUGGCGCAUUUGCUGCUCUCCAAUUAACGUGCUGUCAAGCUAUCCAUAGGAGGCUCUAAAUCAUCAGCUGGUGACUUAAUUAGUAUUUCCUCAAGUGUCCAAAAUCUCCGUGCCACUUGUGUUACUCAACAGAUAAACACGCCAAUCAAAACAAAACUGUAUCAUCGAUAUGUGGAUCUUGCCAUUUUUUGAUCUGGCAUUUUCAUUCCGCUAAUUUCAUUUUUUCAUAAAAUUUUCCUCUUGGCUUGCGCUGUGACAGAAGUGACGGCCAGGAAAAUAAAGCCGGAGGGACCAGUCGAUUUCUGAGAGCACCGGUUUGUUUUGAAUAUUAAUUCAGCCGGAACGCAACAGGCCAACAGUACAACAGGCGGGUUUAUUGAUUUUUUAAUACUUUCUUAUUUUUGUGUUUGUAUGUAAAUCGAAAGUGGCGGGUAGACAAGCAUAAUUCAAUAUAAAAGUUGCUAUUCACUUAAAAUCGACAAAUUAAUGCACUUUUUGAGUGAAUUUUUGUGCGCAACCUUUUUUCGCAACCUCCUGAGGUUGUUGAUCAGGGCAUGGGUAAAUACGGGUGGAGUACAUCAUCAAUCUUGACUUUGUUUCGUCCAAUUCUUUUUGCUGGCCUCCAAAUUACUUUAAUCUUCAUUUACCCGCGACGGGAUUAGAUAUUGACGACCUACAAAUCGCAUUCUUCUAAAUUUUGUACGUCACUUUGUGGAAGAGUUGUCAGAAAGCACAUUUUCUUCGUGAGAAACUGCUGCCAAAUUAGUCGAAACUAGCAAAAAAAACGUUGAUGAAUGGGUAUUUAUGGCGGAUGACUGAACUGAUAACUGACCUUCUGAGUUAGAGCUUGAAAAAAAAUUCAAUUUACUUUUGGACAUCUAGCGUAAUUACCCUACCAUUUAUUUUUCUCCUUUAAGGACAAAAAUCGAAUUGAAUGGAUUCAUUACAGUUCAACAUUGUUUCUAAAUUGUUUUUCCAUUUUUCUUAUUGAAAAGGCUCUCAAUGAAUCGUUUCCAAUAAUCUGUAUACAGAUCUUAAUGAAAUCCUAAUCAAAACUUAUUAUUUGGAACCUAUGUUAGCUUGAUUCUUCCCGGAUAAAAAAAGUAUCUCAUCAACCCGUGCAAUUUAGACGCUCAGAAAAUUUCUCUGCUAAAAACAAAGGCUAAAGGAAGGAUCAUAUGGCAGCUGAAAAAAUGGCAUAGAAUUCCAUUUUCAAUGGGGUUAAUUACCAUUUAUUCAUGAAGAAAAUCACGUUUAUUUGACGAACAUCAUUUAUUUAUUUAUAAAAAGAAAUCCCUCCUUUAUGAGAACAAGAACCUUCUUUUAUCAAAAGAAAUCAUCUUUUUUAUUUUUAUUCGUAAUUUCUUUAUAUCAAUUUUUGGUGCAUUUUCGAAAUGUUUAAGCCCCAGAUUCUCAAUGAAGAUGAUCUUGCUUCUAUGAUUCUGGCGGCCAUUAACCAAUCCACCUUACCAUCAUCAGUGCAAUCAUACUCUCCAAGAAGCUCACAUUCCAUAUCUUAUUGGGAUUCCAAAUCCAUUGGACUAAGUUAUGAUGUAAUCAGGAAUGUUUCCUGGAAAUCAGCAGCGGACUUUGCCAACUGUUUCAUCGAUGGAAACCAGCUGGUGUUUAGAGCAAACGAAAGGCAAUGUCGUUUAAUUCUCGGCUUAGACGUCAGUAGUUCCUCCGAAGCCGAAAGAACAAAGUAUGACUUUACUGAUUGGAGCAUUGUGCUGUUCGCUCUACUCAUUGUCAUUUCCGUCGUGACGUCAGUCGGAAAUGGACUGGUGCUGUAUGUGCUGGUGCGUAACAAGAGCCUCCACUCCCCGUCCAACUUGUUCAUCGGGAGUCUGGCUUGUGCCGAUCUGAUCAUAGGGGCAUUUGUGAUGCCAGUGGCCUCCUACUACUUCGUGCUCAACGACAACACCUGGAACUUAGGACUACCUGUGUGCCAGCUGUGGCUGUCUCUGGACUACUUUGCCACCUGUUCCUCCAUCCUGAACCUGAUGGCCAUGAGUCUGGACAGGUACUUCUCCAUAGCCCACGCUCUCUCCUACAGACAGUACAGGAACUACCGGAACUUCCUGGCAGCCAUCGCUCUCAUCUGGACACUCUCCAGCAUCUACACCCCGCCUAUUCUUCUCUGGCACCACAUAUUCAAUCAAGGGGUCCGAACCAUACCACCCGAUAAGUGUGACGUCGAAUUCGCCACCGAGAUGAACUUCAAAGUUGUCAGCCUGCUCUUAAGUUUCAUACUACCUUUCUGCACCAUGUGUAUUGUCUACCUACGAAUAUUUAUCGUCAUACACCAGCGAACUCAAAAGAGCAAAAAGCGACACACGUCUACGAGUAGCUACUCGCGAAACGAUGUGUCAUCCUCGAUUAAUCCGAAGUCGCCGAGGAUACGACAAACACCGCCAAAGUUAACAAGAGAAGCGACGAUUUACGAAAUCGACGACGGAGGAGCCGAUGCUGACGACCCGAAAGGUAGGGUUACGACUAAAACGAGUCCAAGUCCGAACACGGGUGUUCGGAUAAGCGACAAGCCGCCAACAGCGAUUGAACCAAGUGGUUCGUCCGAGGAGACCAACGGGAAAAAGAGGUCGGGGUCAGGAGAGUUGGCAAAAAAUGGGGCUUCGACGUUGUCUAAAGUGCAGAGGCGCAUCAGUACAAAUAUCAACAUGAUCAGAAGAAAACGAUCGACAGAACAGCAAAGAGAGUUUGCCCAGUCUCUGGCGAAAAUGGGCCAGCCACAUUUCUUAAAGGUGAAGGCAGCGAAGCAGCUGGCUUUCAUCCUUCUGGCGUUUGCCAUCUGCUGGCUGCCAUACAUGACCAUCUACAUGGGCUAUGCAACUGAGGCCCCCAUCUUCCAAUCAGACUUCUCCAUCACAUUCUUCACUCUCUCUGUCUGGCUAGGCUACAUGAACUCAUUUCUCAACCCAAUCCUGUAUCCCUUAUGUAUCGACAGCUUCAAAAAGGCAUUCCGAGAACUAUACAAGGGCAAGCACAACCCCCACUUGAGGGGGGCAACACCCACCUCCAUACCGGCCUCCAGACGGGUGAGAAGAAUGGGCCGAGCAGGUCCCCCUCCCGUCUCCCAAGCGGCAACCAGGGGGCUGGGCCGAGGCGCUGCAGUUCUAAUGACAACAGCUGCGAAAAAGAAGUCCUCAGCUGCUAGCGUGGAUUUUGCUCCUCAUUUGAAUCAACAAUAUAAUAUUUAGAAGCAAUCAAAUUUAUAGUCGUUAAUUAAGAAAUCAGAUUUGUUUAUUUGAAUCAGCCAUUUGU
Messenger RNA from Symsagittifera roscoffensis, 3353 nucleotides. Its product is annotated as 5-hydroxytryptamine receptor 1D-like. NCBI's taxonomy places the organism in Eukaryota, Metazoa, Xenacoelomorpha, Acoela, Convolutidae. Bases 1466 to 3289 code for a protein of 607 amino acids. The record is from RefSeq and is a predicted model, not a curated record. Gene Ontology annotation, cellular component: dendrite; plasma membrane. Gene Ontology annotation, biological process: chemical synaptic transmission; G protein-coupled receptor signaling pathway, coupled to cyclic nucleotide second messenger. The transcript is spliced from 10 exons. Gene Ontology annotation, molecular function: G protein-coupled serotonin receptor activity; neurotransmitter receptor activity.